Molecule: messenger RNA, 333 nt
Organism: Melampsora larici-populina 98AG31
Lineage: Eukaryota; Fungi; Basidiomycota; Pucciniomycetes; Pucciniales; Melampsoraceae
Exons: 1
Coding region: 1-333 (110 amino acids)
Source: RefSeq, a predicted model, not a curated record
AUGUAUUGCCACAUGAUAUAUUUUGCUAUGAACAUUGACAUUCAAAAUAACCAUCUGAACGUUGAUCAAGCCUCAAGCAUCCCACUUAAAGACUUCAGAACCCUCGAUCACAUGGCCGAUCACAUAGCCGCCGCCGAUCAUAUUGAGUCAAUAGCCGCCGCCGAUCAUAUCGAGUCACCACAUCAUCUGGACAAUAUAGAUGAUGGGCAGAACACCAAUCGUGUUCCAGCGAGCCCCUUCGCCUUUGAUGUAGAAGGAGAUCGCGAGGAUGACAACCUUGAGUCAAGCUUUCAGACCUUGCAAGGAGAUGACGAGGAUGUUUCAAGUACGUGA